Molecule: messenger RNA, 4606 nt
Organism: Dermatophagoides farinae (American house dust mite)
Lineage: Eukaryota; Metazoa; Arthropoda; Arachnida; Sarcoptiformes; Pyroglyphidae
Gene: Nos
Product: Nitric oxide synthase
Biological process (GO): nitric oxide biosynthetic process
Molecular function (GO): flavin adenine dinucleotide binding; FMN binding; calmodulin binding
Source: RefSeq, a predicted model, not a curated record
UAUUCAGAAAAUUUCAAAUUUCAAUUUCAACUUUCAACUUCUUAAUUUGUUGCAUAGUUUUGUGUUUAUUUGACUGAUUUAAUAAUUGAUCACAUCGGCAAACAAUUCUAACAAUGCCAUUAUUUGAUUUUGAUUCAAAUGUAAUGAGACUACGUCUCAAACGUUUAUCAAAUAUUGUUGAUGGUUAUGGUUUUGGUCUAAAUAUUCAUGAUCGUGGUACACCACCGGUAUUACAGAUAUCAUCAAUUGAAAAUAAUUGUGAAGCAGAAAAAUCUGGUCUAAUUCGUAAUGGUGAUAUUAUUUUACGUAUUAAUAAUCAUGAUGUAUCACAAUGUACAUAUGAUGAAGCAAUACAAAAAUUAACAUCAACACCAAUGAAUGCAUAUGCAUCAUUCACGGUACGUGCACCAUUUGGUUAUGUAACACGUUUGAUUACUACAUUUGAAGAAGAUGGACAAUCAAAAACAAUUCGUAUUACUGAACGUGCUAAUCGUCAACAACAAAAACAAAAACAACAACAACAACUCGCUAAUAAUGAUGACCAUCAUCAACAACAACAGAAUCAUAUUACAAAUAAUUCUCAUUUGACGCCACAAUCAAUAACAACAACAACAACAACGGAAGAAUCAAAAACAACAAUGACAAAUCAACCACGUACUCGAAAAGGGUCGAUUUGCGUUGGUCAAAAACCAAUACGAAUUAGAAAUGUUGCCACCUCAAAUGUUACGGUGGACACUUUACAUCAAACAGCUAAACAGCCAUUAUCCUGUUCAGAAUCGGUUUGUUUGGGUUCAUUGAUGAAACAAACAAAAGAACAUCUAGGAAUAUGUCCAUUACAACCACAACAAGUGGAUCUAUCUACCACCAAUCAACAACAAUCCGUUGAUGGAAUCGGUCAACAACGUAGUAAAGAACAAGUGCUAAGUGAUGCCUAUCAAUUUAUGGAACAAUAUUAUGCAUCAAUAAAACGUUUACAUACACCUGCACAUCGUGAUCGUUUACGUGAAAUUGAAACCGAAAUACGAUCAACUGGUGCAUAUCAAUUGAAACAAACGGAAUUAAUAUUCGGUGCUAAAUUGAGUUGGCGUAAUGCACCAAGAUGUAUUGGCCGUAUUCAAUGGUCAAAACUUCAGGUUUUCGAUGCACGAAGCUGUAAAACGGCACAUGAAAUUUUCGUUGCAAUAUGUAAUCAAAUUAAAUAUGCAACUAAUCGAGGAAAUUUACGUUCGGCCAUAACAAUAUUUCCACAACGAAUCGAUGGCCGUGAAGAUUAUCGUAUAUGGAAUCAGCAAUUAAUCUCAUAUGCUGGUUAUGUUGUAAAUUCGGAUGAAAAUAAUGAUAUUAUUUUGGAAAAUGGUGUCGGUGGUGGUGGUGGUGGUGGUAGUAAACAUCAAACGACAACUACAAUUAUUGGUGAUCCAGUCAAUGUAGAAUUUACACAGAUUUGCACGAAACUUGGCUGGAAAGGACGGCGAACCAAAUGGGACAUAUUACCCAUCGUAAUCUCUGUGCCCGGUGAAGAUCCACAGCUAUUUCCAUUGAGCGAGGAUUUAGUUCUUCGUGUUCCACUUGUACAUCCUAAAUAUAAAUGGUUUGAAGAGCUGGAUUUACAAUGGUAUGCAUUACCGGCCGUAUCAUCAAUGAAAUUUGAUGUUGGUGGAAUUGAAUUUCCGGCCUGUCCAUUUUCCGGUUGGUAUAUGGAUACUGAGAUUGCUGUUCGUGAUCUUUGUGACACACAUCGAUAUAAUAUAUUACCCGAGAUUGCCAAAUACAUGAGCUUAGAUAUUAAUUCAAAUGCUAGUCUUUGGAAAGAUCGUGCUGUCAUUGAAGUCAAUACGGCCGUAUUGUUUAGUUUUCAAAAAGCCAAUGUCACCAUUGUUGAUCAUCAUACGGCUGCUGAAUCAUUUAUGAAACAUUUAGAAAAUGAAAAUCAAUUACGCGGUGGUUGUCCUGCCGAUUGGGUUUGGAUUGUUCCACCCGUAUCCGGAUCUUUGACACCUGUUUUUCAUCAAGAAAUGCUUAAUUAUGAAUUAAAACCAGCAUACAAAUAUCAGGAACCUGCAUGGAAAACACACAUCUGGCGUAAUGGUUAUCAUGACGGCCAUAAUUCAAUAACAUCGACACCAAGAAAAUUACGUUUCAAAGAGAUUGCUAAAGCAGUGAAAUUCACUUCAAAUCUUUUCGGCAAAGCUUUAAGUAAACGUAUUAAAGCAACGAUUUUGUAUGGCACUGAAACUGGUCGAUCCGAACAAUUUGCAAAAAGACUUGGACAAAUAUUUUCCCAUGUAUUCAAUGUAUCGGUCUCUUGUAUGGAUUCAUAUGAUAUGCUACAUUUGGAACAUGAAACAUUAUUAUUGUGUGUUACAAGUACAUUUGGCAAUGGUGAUCCACCGGAAAAUGGUGAAUCAUUUGCUAGACAAUUACAAGCAAUUAAAAUGACCGGUGAUACUGCACCGGAUUUAGAUCGUGACACCAUUUCAUUACCGGUAACUUAUCUACGUUAUUCAUCAGUGGAUACUUCAGAACAAAGUAGUGGUGCUAAUUUGAAUGCCGAUGAUAAACAACGUUUCAUUACAUUCGGUACAUUGGAUUCAAUCAAUCUAAAUUCACCAACAAUUCAGAAUAAUACAGCCGGUGAUGAUUAUUUUGCAUUUGCCGAUCAUGUUGGUCCUCUUAGCAAUGUUAGAUUUGCUGUGUUUGCGCUUGGUUCAAGUGCAUAUCCAAAUUUCUGUGCAUUUGGCCGCUAUCUGGAUACAAUGUUAGCCGAACUAGGUGGUGAACGUAUUACACGUGUAGGUAUUGGUGAUGAACUUUGUGGCCAAGAACAAUCAUUUUAUGAAUGGUCUGCCGAAGUUUUUGAACAAGCUUGUGAAGUAUUCUGUUUAACCGAUGAAUUGGAUAUGAAUGUUGUAACAAGUUUGGCUGCACAAAAACCAUUACAAUGGUGUAAAGAAAAUGUUUUACUUGAUGACGAAAAUGAUGGAAAUCGUAUCAAUGAUAAUGUACAAGAAUCAAAACAUAUACAACAAGCAUUAUCUAAACUUAGUAAUAACAAAAAAGUCAAUCAUUAUAGAUUGAUUGAACGACAAAACUUACAUGAUUAUUCAAUUGAUAAUGAUAAAUGUUUGGAAGAAGCAAAUAAGCCAACUAUUCGUGUUACAUUGAAAAUUGAUCCUGAUGAAAAUGAUGAACAAUCAAAUGAAGAAAUUAAACCCAAUGUUCAUUAUUAUCCUGGUGAUCAUUUAGCCGUAUAUCCGGAAAAUUCAUCUGAAUUAGUUCAGGGAAUUAUUGAUCGUUUAUGUAGUUUGAAUCCAUCGUUACAAUCUACAAAACCAUAUGUGAUCAAAAUUCGAUCACAACAUUCAUCAAUGGAUAAUCAUCCAAAUGAAUCGAUGAACAGUGCUAAUAGUUUAUUUGGUAUAGGCAAUAAUAAUUCAAAUUUUGAUGGAAACAAAUCACCGAAUCAUCUUGAAAAACAAAAAUGGAUAUUACAUGAUCGAUUACCAUCACCAGUAACAUUAAAAGAAGCUUUAACUCGUUAUCUAGAUAUAACUAAUCCACCAACACAAAGAAUUCUGUCCAUAUUAUCAGAACAUGCAUCCAAUUCAGAUGAAUCAGAAUUGUUGAAAAAUCUUUCAAAAGAUUCAGCCGCUUAUGAAACUUGGAAGGCAAAAUAUUUUCCCAAUUUUUUGGAGAUAUUGACUGAAUUCAGUUCAAUCAAUCCUCCAUUGGAAUUUAUAUUCACACAAUUGCCAGUAUUGAAACCAAGACAUUAUUCAAUAUCAAGUUCACCGCUCACACAAUCAGCAUUUCAAAUUGAUCUUACUGUUGCUGUCAUACAAUAUUAUACGGAAAGUGGCUAUCGGCAUUAUGGUGUUUGUUCAAAUUUUCUUAAUGAUAAACCAAUUGGUGGUGAUGUGUUUGCAUUCAUACGAAGUGCACCGAAUUUUCGUCUACCUAAAGAACGAAAAGUUCCCAUUAUAAUGGUCGGUCCGGGCACCGGUAUAGCACCAUUCCGUUCAUUCUGGGAACAUCGAGCCAAACUGAAAGAAUUAAAUUCAUCAGCAGAUUAUGGUAAAAUGACACUGUUUUUCGGUUGUCGAUAUCCAUCCAUGCAACUUUAUCGUGAAGAAAUCGAAACAACCAUGUUGAACAAUGUAAUUAAAGACUAUCAUGUUGCAUAUUCACGUCAGGCCAAUCAGCCAAAGCAAUAUGUCCAAGAUGUAAUGCGACAACUAUCACAACAAAUCUAUUGUGAUCUGAUCGAAAGAAAAGGCCACAUUUAUGUUUGUGGUGAUGUUUCAAUGGCACAAGAUGUGAAUAAAACAUUACAAUUUAUAUUACAAGAAAACGGUAUACAUGAUGCUGAUAUGACACUUUUAUCGCUUAAAGAAACGAUGCGUUAUCAUGAAGAUAUUUUUGGAAUUACAUUACGUACAGCCGAAGUGACUAAUCGUAAUCGUUCGGAUGCCGUGAAACGAACAUUUUCCAAUUCCUAAAAUUUGGUCUAUUAAUAUAUUGUUGUUGAUUCAUUGCACACUUUUCAAAUAAUACAAAACACACUCAAUCACAAUGACAAUUUUGAAACAUUAACAAAAAAAAACAA